Messenger RNA from Candidula unifasciata, 431 nucleotides. NCBI's taxonomy places the organism in Eukaryota, Metazoa, Mollusca, Gastropoda, Stylommatophora, Geomitridae. The record is from the annotation of a GenBank genome assembly.
UGACAGCGACGGUAGACGCUGGCGGGCUGUGUGAGGACCUCAUACCCAACUGUCGCAGCUAUGGACAGCAGACUUGUGUAGACUACGCGGACUGGUCCAAGAUUAAUUGUCCUUACACCUGCGGGUUCUGCACAGGUAGCCCUCCACAACGAGAAUGCAAGGACCUGGUGGACAACUGUCAAGAUUACGUGCCAGAAAUGUGUACUGACAGCUCCUACAGAAUCUGGGCGGAGGACAACUGCCCUGCCUACUGCGAUUUUUGCGGUACAACGAAUACUGUUGCCCCCACUGGAAGUUCACAGUCACCAGCGACGCCAUCUGCGUCCAUCUGCGAAGAUUUAAUCAACUUUUGUUCUGUGUACUCACAACUGGCCUGCAGCGAUACCACCUGGGCUAAUACUUACUGCAGUAAAUACUGUAAUCGAUGCUAG